Molecule: messenger RNA, 3648 nt
Organism: Chlamydomonas reinhardtii
Lineage: Eukaryota; Viridiplantae; Chlorophyta; Chlorophyceae; Chlamydomonadales; Chlamydomonadaceae
Exons: 1
Coding region: 374-736 (120 amino acids)
Source: RefSeq, a predicted model, not a curated record
GGCAGCGCCUUGGCUGCUUGACACGCUCGGGCGCAUGUGUUCGUGUGUGUGUGUGUGUGUGUGUGUGUGUGUGUGUGUGUGUGUGUGUGUGUUUCGGCGGGAGCCGCACGGUGCCUGACGCUGUGACGUGGCUUCUGGCUGCGUGCUGGGCUGACGCCGACGGCUGGGCCUUACGUUCGACGACACACACACCUGUGUGCAUCUGCACAUUUUGCCGGCGCACGGGACCUGCAUCACAGCUACGAGGGAGGAGGCAAUCUGGCCGGGAGGUCGCGUGGCGCGACCAGUCAGUUGCUCGGCAAUCCAAAGGAGCUCGGCACAACUGUAUGGGCAAUGUCGUCACCAACAACAACAUCAACACCAAGAACAAGAAAUGGAUGUGGACGCCAGCUGCCGAGCACCGCAUUUAAGAGUCGCACGCACACACAACCUGCGGCGCUCUUGCGGUCGGAGAGAGAGAACAUGCACACCACAUCACACGCUGCAGACGGUGGGCAAGCAUUGUGGUGCUGAUGUAGAUUGUGGUGGUUGCGGUGGGCUGGGUAUUGCGCAGAGGUCCACGGCACGCGCUCCUGCGGCGGUAGAGACAAUUCGCAGUUGUCUUGUUUUCGCAAGCCGCCAGCAGCAGCCGGCUGAGGCCUCUGUCCGGUCAGGAGAGCGCUGCUCCGCACAGACGUGUGGGCAGCGCUCCCUGCCUGGGAUAGCUGUGUGUGUAUGUGUAUGUGCCUGUGUGUGAAUCGCUCACUGCGCGUGGGGAGGGCGGGUGCGGGGCACCGGAGGUCAGGAGCCAGAGGGACGAGGGCGGCGGAGAGGCGAUGUGUCUCUCACCGCUACUGCUGUGUCUCAUGUCAUCCAAAACCUAAAUCUCCUCUCAUUUUAGAGAAAGAGGGAGUGGGCCGCUGAGUGGUGAGGCCUCACUAUUCACGCGGGUUGCGCACAACGGGGUUGACGGAGGAAGGCUUGUCAUGCGCCUCGUUUUCAUUGUCUUCUUCCCUGUACGACAAAUCGUUUGGUUGGGCUUUAACUCGUGGCGGUUGCAGGACCGUAACCGCACAUAGAUGUGUUUCAUUGCCUGAGAGCCCUGCGCGCCGCCUGGGGCGGUCCAGCGGGCGCGGGGCGCACUGGGACGUGUUUGCCUUGUGUGCCAAGUGGCGUGCGUGUGUGCGUGGUCUUCUUUGCGCCAUGGAAAAAAUAAAAAGAAGUACAUUCGGCAUUCGGUGGCGACGCAAGCGGAGGCGCCGGUCCGGAAAGCAAAGGGACGCGGCGCUUGCCUGUAUCAGUAGUUGCGAUGUAGCCGUGUGCCUGCAGAAGUGAUGUGGUGGGGUGGGCUGGGCUGGUGCAGUUCGUGUUGCGCAUGUGCCUUUUCACGUUCGGGGUGUGCGGUUGGGUUCUUUUUAGCCGUGACAGCGCACGCACGCGGCCAGUGUGCUUGCGUGCGUGUUGCGGUUGACACAACACAUUCGGUCGGCGAGAUGGGAUAAAAUUAUUCCGGUCGCGAGACGCGGUACCCAGUUGACGUUACCAAGUAAGUUUUGCUGGUGGUGUGGAAAGUGCGCAUGCUAUUUAGUCGGAAUGCGUGUGAAGCGAAAUGCAUGUGGGCACUACACAUCCGCAUCCUACAACAUCGCACCCCAUGUAUAUCGCACUAGAAUGGGGUAGCAGCAUUUUCGCUAGACGUACAAAUGCAGGCGGGCUGGAAUGCAGGGGCGGAGUGGCGGAGCGGGCGCUCGCGGACUGCUGCGGCGGUGGUCUUGGCGGGCGUGAGAUUAUGGUGGGGGGCACAUGCAGGCGCUUCGUUGAAUAUUUGUGGACGAGCGUGCGGUUCUGCAAUGGAGGGAUAAGAGCACCUGGGCAAUUGACAGGGUGCGCGUUACAACACUGGUCGCACAUGUGCGUGUGCGUUUGUGUGUGUGGGUGUCGGCAUGACUGGCUGUAUCAUUGUUGGAGGUACUGCUGGGGGUUGCAAAACAUCACAACGGCAGCAAUACUAAUGAGUCGUGACAAGGGCGCAGGCACCAGCCACAUACAACACGGCUGUGAGUGCUGCGUGGUAGGCGUGGGCGUGUGUGGCGUGCGCAUGCGUGUGUGUGGGGACGUAUUGCAUGGGACCAGCAACACGGUCCGGAAGACGGUACAGCAACUACAACAUCAUCGUGCACGCAGGCAACAUCAUUGCGGCGGAUGGGUGCAACAAGUUUUUUGAUUUGUGGCGAUAGACAGCAGAAUUACAACAUGAGCGGGGUGUGCAUGACAGUAGAUGAAGUGGGUUAGCAGUUGAUGAGUCGCGGAUCUACAACAUCACAUAAUUCUUACGAUGAGCGCUACACAACACUGUGCGCAGGCGCGGCAAAACGGAUUUACACCUGUUGUCAUUGAUUUUUAGUUUGGUGAUUGGGCCCCGACAAUUGAUGGGCCGGGCAAGACGCGACAUAGUUGUUGGUGAAGGAUGCGCGUGGUACGAUGCGCGUGGUGCGGAGGCAGACGGCAGCGCACCACAUGCUGCUUGAGCUAGCUCCUGGAGCUGCGAUCGAUUGGUGACAGGGGCACUCUCUCUUUGAGGUGCCGCAUCUGUUUGGUUGGGUCAUGAACGACCCAUACCACAAAAAAGUGAGAGAGUGGCAGCGAGUUGUUGAGAGAGACAUGUACCGAGCGCUAAGAGUGAGGCGCAGCACCAAGGCAGCACGCAGCACCGCGCCCCCGCCUUGGGGGACUGGUCCAUUGGCAUUGCGGUCUGGGAGUUUGGUCUGAUAUGAUUGAUGAGAGCACACAAGAAAGUGCAAUAGGGGCACCUGCGGGGGAGCGGCCCGGUGGUUGCGGCGGCAGGGCGGGCGCACGGAGUACAUAAUGGUUUUCCACGGAUGAGUGCGCCCGGGAGGCAGCGGAAUUGAGGAGUGGCGCGGUGCGCGCAGGGCUGGGAUGACCGCAACAGCGCCGCGCUUUUCAUCGCAGGUGUUCCCUGAUGGUCGAAAUUGGCUGGUCGUACAGUAUUUUGUGACGAUGGACGGAGCAAUGCAGUACCCGCGAGGGAGCUCCGCAGGCCAGACACAGGAGGGUUGCGCGGUCAAGUGUUGAUAUGACGUUUUUGGUUGGUCAGUUCCAACUUUGGUUUGACACAUUAAUGUGGUGGAAGGAUAAGAAGUGGGGUGGUUCGAAGCGAAGAAGAAACACAACAUAUACAUCCAGAAAGGACGCGCGGGUGUGCCCCUAAGAACAACCGACGCCCGCACGUGCCUCGGCGCGUGGCUGCCCAGGGAAUGACGUGCGCUGGCGGAGGGGGCGGGCGCGAUGGCGAGGUCGGUGGGGCAAGCGGCUAUUGAUCCCUGUACGAUACGGAUUUUGUCGGCGCCGUGGAGGUGGACGUGUGGAGGCGAGGGACGAGCAGGAGGGCAGGGAGGAGGUUAGCCGCAGCCGCAGGUGGGACGGGGGGCGGUGGUGGGGGUGGAAGGGACACGGCAGGACGCGGUGGGGGCGCCCUCACGCUGCUGCUGGAGAAGGCGGCACGUGUUGGCGGCGGUGGUGGUAGUGGUGGUGGUGGCACGUGGUGUGUUUGCAGCGCCAUGGAAGCCGCCACGCUGGCUUCGCCUGUCGUGGAGUCAGUCGGACACUAUCCGCUGGGCUGGGCUGGGUGGGUUGUAACAGUAGAUUCUU